Heterotrigona itama is the source of this 2307-nucleotide messenger RNA. NCBI's taxonomy places the organism in Eukaryota, Metazoa, Arthropoda, Insecta, Hymenoptera, Apidae. The record is from the annotation of a GenBank genome assembly.
AUGUCAGCCGUAGCACCAGCGGGGACUGGUGCUACAGCACCACCUGCGAACGGUCCAAUUGUACCUGCUCCGGUCUUCGCCUUGCCAACGUUGUCGUUCACCGUCGGCCAGGUUGCCACGGUUUGCGAGACACUGGAGGAAAGCGGCGACAUCGAACGGCUGGCCAGGUUCCUCUGGAGUCUUCCUGUGGCUCAUCCGAACAUCCAGGAAUUAAAUCAAAGCGAGGCUGUGCUGAGAGCCAGGGCGAUCGUCGCGUUUCACUCAGGACAUUACAGGGAACUGUACGCCAUACUGGAGAGGCACAAGUUCACCAAGGACUCUCAUGGUAAGCUCCAAGCGAUGUGGCUCGAGGCGCAUUAUCAGGAAGCCGAGAAACUUCGAGGGCGACCGCUCGGCCCCGUCGACAAGUACAGAGUCCGAAAGAAAUUUCCGUUACCGAGGACGAUCUGGGACGGCGAGCAGAAGACUCAUUGUUUCAAGGAGAGAACCAGAUCGUUGUUGAGAGAGUGGUACCUUCAGGAUCCGUAUCCGAAUCCUGGCAAGAAGCGAGAACUAGCUGCUGCUACGGGGCUCACGCCUACCCAGGUUGGCAAUUGGUUCAAGAACAGGAGGCAAAGGGAUCGGGCCGCCGCUGCGAAAAAUAGGUACGUUCACGACAUAUUCUUUAACAUAUAAACAUCGUUAACAAAUCGGUUCCAUUAAGAAAAUGCCAAGAAAUUUGAAUCGACGGAAUUAACGUAAGUAAUUCGGAGUUGUAUUUUCGAGGUCUCUCCUACGAGAGAAGUGUGUAACGCGAUGACUCAAUAUCCAGGCAGGAAAAUCUAUCUACAAGAUCCAAGAGAAUUUUUUACAACAAUCUGAGUAGGAUAAACAAAUUCGUUCGUCCACUCGUGUGCCGUUUUCGUACGCGAAAACGAUUGCGGUUGGUGGCAGGACGCGAAAGUUUUGUUCAUUAAGUAGCGUUUAAUGGAAGUUAAUCGCGAAACGAUUAGUGGUUUAGGUCCCUUUAGUCAGAUUGUUGUGCUCUGUCCUCGGCAAACGAGCCUUUGUGCCUAGUCCCAAGGCCCCCGCGUGGAGGGUCGCGUAAUUUCAUUUUGACGUCCGACGGAGGGUCGCUGCCGUCGGGCGAACAACGAUUUUCGAAUUACGUCUUUCAAAUUGUAUUUCGUCGAUGCUUUGCCUCUCCUUUCGUUCCACGAUGCAUAGCCGAGUCCUGCCCAAAUCGACUCUGAACACCCAGUCCCAGUCAAUUUCGUAGCGCUCUUCUGUUUCAAACAGGAUAUGAAACGAGCUAUCGAGUGAUAUAACCGUGUUCUAUCUUUCCAUAUCUUCCUCCAUGUCUCUGACAGAGAGACAUUUCCUCUUCACAGUCGUUUCUAUCUCGUGAUCUCGUUAUUGGAAAAAAUUCAAAUAAUUCUAAAUUCGUUUUAUCCCACGUGCUAGAGUAUCUUGCCUGGGGAAAUUUUCUCUUUCUUUUUUUUUAAAUUCAUUUUGAAAUUUCGUAGCGUUCUUCUUUCUCGUUCGAGGGACAAGCUAUUGUCGAACGAUAUACAUAUAAUCGUUCAGUAUCUAUUCGACCGAGUUAUUCGAGAUAAUUUAAAUAACAACCGAUCGUUUAAAUAAUUGUAAGCUGUGUCGCUCUUUAUAUAGCCAACAUUUUUCGAAAUUGAUUUCGUCGUGAAAAAAAGAUAUAUUAUCUUGAUAGAGAGAGAGAGAGAGAGAGAGAGAGAGAGCAGUACGUCCCGUGUUAUCUGUCGUUUUCGAUUAUUUUACUGUUUCUAAAACAAAACCACGAUUGAUCGUCGCUGAGAGGUCGAUGUUCGAGAGACGAUCGUAGAAAAAGCGACGGCACUACAUGUUGUUUCGAUUCGAAGCACCUCAAUCUCAGGUAACGUCUGGUGGUAGUAUUGUCCGGCAGUAUUGUCGUGAAUGAACAACAGCGGCAACAUUGUUUUCCCCGAAAUAGGGAAAUUUUAUGCCGGGUUUUUCCCGUGGCCUGCGCCUCCGUCCUUGUCUAUUGAAUCUACCUUUUCACUUUGUUUCUCUCUCUCUCUCUCUCUCUCUCUUUUGACAAGACCUCAGCAAACACGGCCCCGAAAUUUCUCUGUGAUUUACGACUUUGGAGAAGAAACGUUCCAGACGAAAUGUUUCAGAAACUCUGUGUGCUUCUUGCCAUGCUUCUUGCAUUGUCAAUGCAUGUUCGCGAAAUUUGUAACGUAUCUGAAAACUGAAUAUUUCUGUCUGUUGAAAGAACUUUGAAAUUCUUUAUAUAUCAUAUAUAGUCGUAUUCGCGUAACUGAAGGGUGA